UUUGCCUAAAAGCUCCGGUAAAUAAUCCCACGUGUCAGUCCUCCGAUGAAGAACUGUGGCAAAUAGAUAUGGUGGUCGUGGUGAUAUCAUCACCGCCUUCGUCGCUAUCCCCAUUUCUCCUCCAAGUCCGCAACUCUAGAACCUUCGUUUGCACCUCGAUCAGAUCAUCCUCGUCAUCUUCGUCACUCAUGGACGAACACCCAAGGCGCGUGGUGGUUUGUGGCGGUGGAGUCAUCGGCGUUUGCACAGCUUAUUUCUUAGCCAAGAAGGGUGCGUGCGUCACACUCGUCGAGAAGUCCUCCGUGGCCUGCGCCGCCUCCGGGAAAGCCGGUGGUUUCCUCGCACUCGACUGGUGCGACGGUGGGCUCGUUUCUGCCCUGGCCCGGGCCAGCUUCGAUCUGCACCGUUCGCUUGCCCAGGAACUCGACGGGCCACAGUCCUACGGCUACAGACCCCUCACCACUCUCAGUCUCUCCAUUACCGAAUCGCCGGACCCUCCAUCAGGUUCCAAACCCUCCGGUAACUCCAAUAUCGUUCCAGGUUGGGUUGAUGGGCGAAUUCGGAGCUCCAGAACCAUCGGGACCCUCGAGACCACAGCACAAGUUCACCCCCAGCUCUUUACUCGGACCCUGAUUACCAAAGCCGUCGAGAGUUACGGCGUGGAGGUGGUGAUCGGGAAAUUGGAGAGCGUUGAGGUAGAGGGAGGCCGAGUCAGAUCGGUCGUGCUCGAAGGUGGCCGGGUGAUUGACUCGGAUGCUGUGGUAUUGGCACUUGGACCUUGGUCUUGUAAAUUGGAGCUUCUAUCGUCGCUAUUUAGAGUGUACGGUCUGAAAGCUCAUAGCAUUGUGUUGGAGCCGAAAGAGACCGAUGCUAUAACCCCGCAUGCGCUUUUCCUCAGCUACUAUCCGUCUCAAGGGGGAAACCCCUUGGACCCCGAAGUAUACCCUCGUCCCACAGGGGAGGUGUACGUAUGUGGGAUGUCGGCGGAGGCGGAGGUGCCAGAUGAUCCGGAGCAGAUCGCCGGCAACCCGGAAUCGAUACAGGUGCUUAAGAGGGUGGCUAGGACGGUGUCGAGCCAUUUGGGUGAAGGAGAGGCGCAAGUGAAGGCAGAGCAAGCGUGUUUCUUGCCUUGUACCGAUGAUGGUGUGCCUGUGAUCGGGGAGGUUCCUGGAAUUCAAAAGUGUUAUGUGGCAACUGGGCAUAGUUGCUGGGGUAUUUUGAACGGCCCAGCCACUGGGGCUGCCAUGGCCGAGCUUGUGUUGGAUGGGCAUGCUAGCAUUGUUGAUCUUUCUGGGUUUAGUCCUGCUAGAUUUGUUGGGAGUAAGAAAGCUUUGGUUUAAUUUUUUGGUACAUAUGAAGAUCAGGACUUUAUGGACGAUGCUGUUGUAAUAAUUGUUGCUAAAUAAAAGCCGAAGAUUUUGUUUC
Molecule: messenger RNA, 1425 nt
Organism: Juglans microcarpa x Juglans regia
Lineage: Eukaryota; Viridiplantae; Streptophyta; Magnoliopsida; Fagales; Juglandaceae
Product: putative oxidoreductase TDA3
Exons: 2
Coding region: 69-1340 (423 amino acids)
Cellular component (GO): cytoplasm
Molecular function (GO): oxidoreductase activity
Source: RefSeq, a predicted model, not a curated record